GAGAGGGGGGAACGGGAGUGUGUUAGGACGACUCGAUUACUUUGGACUGGCGGAGGCCUAUGAGGCGAGAACCCGGCACCCGAAGCCAGUGCUGAGUCUACAACUUCGCUUGGGAGACGGCCGAGGCCGCCGGGUUCUAGGCGGUCGCGCUGGGGCCGCUCCGAAGGGGCUAAGCCGACCGCCGCUUCAGCCAUGGUUGCGCCCGCCGUGUUGCGCGCUCUGCGCAAGAACAAGACCCUUCGCUACGGAGUCCCCAUGUUGUUGCUGGUUGUUGGAGGUUCCUUUGGUCUUCGGGAAUUUUCACAAAUCCGAUAUGAUGCUGUGACGAUUAAGGUUGAUCCUGAAUUAGAAAAAAAAUUGAAAGCGAAUAAAAUAACUUUAGAGUCAGAAUAUGAGAAAAUAAAGGACGCUACUUUUGAAGACUGGAAGAAUAUUCGAGGCCCAAGGCCCUGGGAAGAUCCUGAACUCCUCCAAGGACGAAACCCAGAAGCUCUUAAGCCUAAGGCAGCCUGACUGUGCUCAGUUUUUCAAUAAAAUGAUCUCAACUGGACCUGUACUCCACUAGGAAGAUUCCAGAUCUGUGCAAACCUGGAUAUGAGUAAUGUGAUGGCUGAAAUUCUUGAUUAAAAAGUCAAAUAUAAAUCUAUAAAGACUUUCCAAUCAGUCUACUUGCAAAUGAAAGUAGCAGUGUUGAACACACACACAUACACACACACACACACACACACAGUAAAAAUGUGACUACUGUUAUCAUAACGUGCCACACAUCCUCUUUUUCUAUCAGCCAUAGUGCAUCUGCCUCAUUUUGGUUUUUGUUGAAAAUCCUUGGCUUGAAUCCAAAUUUUCCCAAUAAAAUUGUGACUUUAUGUUAAACCUAUAAAUAAAUGAUCAUAAUCUAGUAA
Peromyscus californicus insignis is the source of this 902-nucleotide messenger RNA. Its product is annotated as cytochrome c oxidase assembly protein COX16 homolog, mitochondrial. Bases 193 to 513 code for a protein of 106 amino acids. Gene Ontology annotation, biological process: mitochondrial respiratory chain complex IV assembly. The record is from RefSeq and is a predicted model, not a curated record. Gene Ontology annotation, cellular component: mitochondrial inner membrane. NCBI's taxonomy places the organism in Eukaryota, Metazoa, Chordata, Mammalia, Rodentia, Cricetidae. The transcript has 4 exons.